AAGAAGUGGCAGGCCUAUCCCCUCCCCCUUCCUGAACGGUUGUUUGUUAAAACUUUACAACCGGGAGCUGUGUUUAAGCAGACGAAGCGGUCGAGCGUUGAAAGGAUGUCUGCCGGCCCAGCUCCCCCUGCGAGUAACGGUCGCAGCCCCGAGGAAGCUCGCGACUUCUACCAGCUCAAGCAGCGCGCGGCCGAGUACUACAGGAGCAACUUGGUGCCGCAAAGGAUGCAGCAAGUGCUCAACAGCAUGUUUUAUGACAAUCCCGACGAUGUUUACGGACACCUGGCAAAUUACUUUGCUAGCUUUGCAAAGCCAGCUGCAAUAAGCAGGAUUGUUGGAAAAGAGAAACUAGAUUCAGAGGGCCAACGAACAGUUCAAGUGGAAGUAUUAUGCACUAUCAAGAAUUUGGAGAAGAGCAUCUGUUUUACUACAAUGUCUAAUUCUUGUCAUGAUCCUAACUACACUACCUUCGGUACCAUGGAUAAAGAAAUUGAGCUAAAGAAUCUCAGUGUUCAGAUUGCCUUGGAAUGGAUUAAUGGGCCACUGAAUUCCCUACUAAAAGGGCUUUUGCCAGCCAAUCAGACACAAGUGGACAAAUUUCUGAGUGAAUAUUUUCAAAGAAAAGUAGAAGAAGAUGAAGAGCAAAAGAAAAAAGAUGCUGAAGUAGAGGAGGUUGUACCAGAGCCUGAACAAUCUGUUUCAACCAACACUGUUCCUGUAGUAGACAAGAAAAAAAAACCUCUUAAAGCCAAGAAAAGUAUUGCUCCAGAGAAACCAAUCAAACCCCGCGAGCCACCAGAAAAAUGUUUUCCUGGUGCUGUGGCUAUUGGUGUUGUAUCAUUGGCGGUGGCUAAGGCUGCAGUUAAACUUCAGAAUACGUCUUUGUUUUUACAUAUUGCUGCCCUGAAUCACGACCCCCCAAAAGAAAUGAGAAUGCCAAUUCCUAUGGUAAGUUUACUUAGUUGUGGGAAAUCUUCUGGAGGAAAAUUAAGAUUGAUGAAGGAAGUGAUAGCAGUUCCAAAGCACAGUCUUGGUUAUAAACAGAGCCUGGAGAUGAUGAUGGCUUUUCAACAACAAAUUACAAAACGGAUGUUCUCCCAAAAGUCUCUACCUGUAGCAAUGUCUCACUUAGGCUGCUGGGAGAAAGGAUUUGAACGUACAGAACUGCCUUUUGAGUUGAUAGAAGAGGUUUGUGACACACUAAAAUUGACGCUGGGGGAGGACUUACAUUUGAUGCUGAAUUGUGCUGCUCAUGAAUUAAUGGAUUAUGAGAAGGAGAAAUAUGAAAUUAUAACUGGAGUAUUUAAACACCCAGAUGAAAUGAUAGAACUAUACACAAGCCUGGUUGAGAAGUACCCAUCAAUCAUUGGUCUGAUAGAUCCCCUUCGGAAAGAGGAUGAAGAGCAAUGGUAUAAGCUGUGCCAUCUUCUGAGUCCCCAGUGUUAUUUCUUGGCUGAUGGAGCUUCAAGGUCAAUAGACAAACUCAUAACAAGUGGUCUGGGUGAAAAUCGAUACAGUGGUUUGAUCUUGAAACACACCAAUCAAACCACAAUAUCUGACUUUGUUCAAGUAGCUAAACUGAUGGAAGCCCAAGAUUGCAGAUUUAUACCAAGUCUGACAGAUGCAGAGACCUUGGAUGACAGCAUAGCAGACAUUGCUGUUGGUCUGGGGGCCAGGUUCAUCAAACUGGGAGGUCUAUGUCACGGAGAGCGGGUGGCAAAAUACAACCGUCUGCUGGCUAUAGAGGAAGAAUUGGCUCAGAGGGGAGCAUUGGGUCAAGCAGCUGAACAUCAAUUUCCUGUAAUCAGCAAAGAAGAGCAUGAUCCUAACUCAGCAAGGCCAGGAUCUGAGCAAUUAGAUUAGACUUUAGGUGCUGUAUUUAGAGUUCCAAACACAAGUUGCAUAAUUUCAAAAAACUGUUUAACUUCAUAACGGAAAACAAAAUCUGAUACUUUACAAGAAAAACCUCCCAAAAAAUACAAACAUAUGUAUUGGAAGCUGACCAUUGAUGAAAUUAUAUAAACUAAUUACACCAAUUUCGUAGUUAACAUUUCUAUUAGAUUAUAUUUUCUUAUGAUAGGUGUUCUCCUGAUCAGGGCUCAACAUUGAUACCUGAUUGUAUUUAUGUAAAUGUGAAAGUUGUUUAAAGUUGGAAAUGUUUAUAUUUGUUACAUUUCAGAAAUUUCAGAGCGCAGUUAAAUUGU
Rhincodon typus (whale shark) is the source of this 2204-nucleotide messenger RNA. RefSeq names its product enolase 4 (gene eno4). Gene Ontology annotation, cellular component: phosphopyruvate hydratase complex. Lineage: Eukaryota; Metazoa; Chordata; Chondrichthyes; Orectolobiformes; Rhincodontidae. The record is from RefSeq and is a predicted model, not a curated record. Bases 106 to 1863 code for a protein of 585 amino acids. Gene Ontology annotation, molecular function: magnesium ion binding; phosphopyruvate hydratase activity. Gene Ontology annotation, biological process: glycolytic process. The transcript is spliced from 13 exons.